Messenger RNA from Fusarium vanettenii 77-13-4, 1797 nucleotides. RefSeq lists its product as uncharacterized. The record is from RefSeq and is a predicted model, not a curated record. NCBI's taxonomy places the organism in Eukaryota, Fungi, Ascomycota, Sordariomycetes, Hypocreales, Nectriaceae. Gene Ontology annotation, molecular function: dipeptidyl-peptidase activity. The transcript has 4 exons. Bases 1 to 1797 code for a protein of 598 amino acids.
AUGUACAAGAUUCCGCCGCCGAAGACGUGGCAUAAAACUCAAGCUCGGGCCUCAAAAGCAAAUUCACCUCUUAAAAUGGACUCAUUUACCAUUUCGCAGACUGGGUACAGUCGGAGCGAGACUGAGCUUGAGGGAUACACUCGCAUCAAAAACCUCUUUAUCCCUAUGCGCGAUGGCAUCGAAUUAUGUGCAGACUUAUUCCUACCCUUAUCGGCAAGCAAACACGCACAGAAAGCUCCAGUACUUUGCAGUCUUGGACCAUAUGGCAAAGACACGCAUGCAUCUGUCUUUGGGUUGCCCCAGACCCCUAUAUAUGCUGAGAUGUAUAAGCACAUCAAGCCCCUGGGCCCUGAUGCGUGCUUCGAAUUAUGCGAUCCACUAAUCUGGACAAAAGACUUUGGCUAUGCUUUGCUGCGUGUCGACGCCAGGGGCAUUGGUGGAAGCCAGGGAAAACUUGAUUCCUUCGGACUGGAACGCUCACUCCUGAUUCAAGACGACGCUGAGGGACAAGACCUCUACGAUAUUAUUGAGUGGGCAGGCACACAAACCUGGUCCACCGGCAAGGUUGCGUGUUCAGGAAUCAGCUACUACGGUAUGGUUGGGUACUGGGCUGCGAUGCAGAAGCCGCCUCAUCUGGCAUGCGUUGUGUCCUAUGAGUCUCAGUGCAACAUGUAUCAAUCUACUCGACGAGGCGGGAUAUACAGCUACAACUUCCAGUCCCAUUGGUACAAGAAUCUCGUCAUCCCCCAACAAGCUAGCCGGGACAAAGGGAGUCUAUCGGAGAGAGACCUGGCGGAGAACAGAGUGGAUUUUCCUGGGAUAUGCUUGGAGACGGAGUAUCCCACAGAAGGCUUUUGGGAUAUUCUGGGUAGAGUGCGGAAACUGUCUGACAUUGAGGUUCCGAUAUAUCUCGCCGGCAACUGGACUGAUCCAGAGCUUCACCUUCCAGGAAACAUUCGAGCCUAUAACGGGGCAUCAUCAAAGUUUAAGUGGUUGGAAAUGCACACGGGAAACCACCUAGCGGCCUUUUACGAUCCCGAACACAUCAGACGACAGAGGCAAUUCCUGGAUUAUUUCCUCUUCAACAAGGCAGACAAUGGGAUGCUGGAUGUCCCUAAACUUCGACUUAUUCAGCAUCACGGCACUUCGACCUUUUACCGAGAGAGCGAACAAGCGUUUCCACCCCGUGAUGCUGAAGAUGUGGCAUUUUAUCUCAACCCCGACAAGACAUUGAGCCUGGUGGAAUCCAAGGAACUGAAAAUGGCUUUCAACUAUCAAGGCUUGAGAGGCAACAUCGAGUUUACCUUGCAUAAUCCCUUCACCGAAAAGUUCGAGAUCUUGGGGUCACCUUAUUUGGAACUCGAAGUGAUCACCGAAGCUCAAGACAUGGACCUCUUUAUCUAUCUGCGAGCCAUCACAGCAGACAAACAGCCUUUUAUCCUUGUUGGAAACCACGGUGAGCCUAUGGACAGCUUUGCUAGAGGCUACUUCCGCCUCUCACACCGCGAAGAAAUUGAGAAAGACUUUGCGAGGGACAAAGUCAUCAGCCAACCCCCGGUUCCCAAGUCAGAGGUGGUUCCUGGGAAGAAGUACGCUAUCAAGGUGCCGCUGUUUCCAACCGCAUUCUUGUUCGAUCCAGGACAAAGCUUACAGCUUGAGAUUGGCUCUGUGAAUAGCAAGUCGGUCAUACCAGCUAUGAGGCAUGAAGGUGGUGAUAGGACUGAGGAGAGAUUUGGUGGGAGAAAUGUGAUCUUUUCACAUGGGAAGCUGGUUCUUCCCAGAGUGCACCGGGCUUGA